UCGAGCAAAGAGGACUCAUCGCGACUCGCCGAUCCCCAUUUCUCCCGUCUCCUUCAGAGUUCGAUUCCGAGAUGGCGUCGAAGUUGCACCAGCUUCGGUCGAAGGCUGUUCAAGCCUCGGAGUUCAUUGCCAAGCAUGGAAGCACUUACUACAAGGAACUGUUGGAGAAGAACAAGCAGUACAUUGUUCAACCGCCAACCAUCGAGACGUGCCAAGAUCUGUCGAAGAAGCUCUUCUAUACACGCCUUUCAAGCAUUCCUGGUCGUUACGAGUCAUUCUGGAAGGAGCUUGAUGGCGUGAAGCACAUCUGGAGAAACAGGCAGGAUCUGAAAGUUGAGGAUGUCAGCAUCGCUGCCCUGUUUGGGCUUGAGUUAUAUGCAUGGUCCUGUGUUGGCGAGAUCGUGGGAAGAGGAUUCACUUUCACAGGCUACUACGUCUGAAUGAGUCUGACUUCUGGAUCCCAAUAAGUUUAAUUUCUUCUUAGAUGCUCAAGCUUCUGACCUCAUUUUACAUGCACAAUUUUGUUCACCCGAUACAUUUUCUUAAACUGGUGGUCAGCAAAACAAGCAUAGUUGCCGCAAUAAUCUGCUGGCUUGUACCUCUUCUGUCAGUGUUUCAUGCAUUGGCUGUUGUCGGACACUUGCACUAUCUCAACCCCCAAUUCUACGGAAAGCCCCUCAAUGUGAGUAGACAUAUGUACGUCCGGACUCGACUGCCAAUCUGCAGGUAUGUUCGAUGAUCAUGUGCAAUAUAUAUUUCAAGAUUAUUAA
Molecule: messenger RNA, 770 nt
Organism: Musa acuminata subsp. malaccensis (wild Malaysian banana)
Lineage: Eukaryota; Viridiplantae; Streptophyta; Magnoliopsida; Zingiberales; Musaceae
Biological process (GO): proton motive force-driven ATP synthesis
Molecular function (GO): proton-transporting ATP synthase activity, rotational mechanism
Source: RefSeq, a predicted model, not a curated record